AUGGUUAUAAACAUUAGAAGUGGAAUUAUGAGGCAGAGCAGUGUCUACCGCUACGGGAGCCACAAAUCAUAUGAUUAGAGAAAGAAAAAAAUCGGGAGAAUUUUCCACUCGCUUUCUCUGAUCCGUUAUCUCUACGAACUAUCUCCAGUAGCUGUAUUCGUGUUCUCAGUUACAGCAGUGGUGACGAAAUAGUCGACUCGACGUUCCCCAUGUGCGAUUGUGUGGUGACGAAGGGGUUGAAUGGUUUUGACCGAGCGUUAUGCAAAGUUCAUUUGUGGACAGCAGAGGCAGAGAUCUAGGCUUUAAGUCUUCCCUUCAGGAAUUAUCCGACAGUAAACCAAUGGUUUUGGGAAUGAGCGGCGAAAGUUAUCAAAGCAAUGGCCACGAUAGGGAUGGCUACGGACUCGGCUCGCGUGAGAGCUCCUCGGCUGUCGGAAUGGGCAAAAAAUCUCUUCCAGCGAACGGGAAAAAAAACCAAAGGACGGGUCAAAAUCAAGAUGGAAUUCAUCGAUAACAAAUUGCGACGAUACACGACUUUCAGCAAAAGAAAGACUGGAAUUAUGAAAAAGGCAUACGAACUCUCGACACUGACUGGCACGCAGGUCAUGCUGUUGGUGGCGAGCGAGACUGGGCACGUCUACACAUUUGCAACGAGAAAGCUUCAGCCCAUGAUCACGAGCGAAUCGGGCAAAGCUCUCAUCCAGACGUGUCUUAACUCGCCAGACCCACCACCAGGGCCUGGCACCUCUGGACUGGACCAAAGAAUGAGCGCCACGGGCUUCGAGGAGACGGAUCUCACCUACAGUGUUGCAGACGACUCUGACAAGAUGGUGGACAGUCCCGGCCAGCCCGUGUACUCUCCGGACGUGUCUCCUCCGUCCCUCGUCUCCUUCGCGCAGCCGCAGAGCAGUCAGCGGACGGCGAAGUCUUCCAGUUCCUCACAGCAGCCCUCCUCGGCCAGCGGAACCAACUCCCUGGCCAGCGCGGGAUUCACCACCAUCCUCACAGAUUCCACCGGAGGUGGCGUGAAGAGUUCAUCCACAGCCAGUGAUUCAUCCUCAUCUAGUCAUAACUCCAUAUCUGUCGUUCAGGGUUCUCCACAAAACCUUUCCGUUGUCUCAGGGAAUGUAGUCAUACCACAGACCAUUCUACAAGCCAACAACAGUGCCCUGUUAUAUCAUCCGGGGCAAGGUUUGGUUUAUGCUACGCCUGCCAACUUACCUGAAGGUGUUGUACUUAAUCUGGGCCAAGAGCAAGGUGGUCCUCAACAGCAGCAGCAGUACAUAACCAUACCUGUUUCUCUAUCAUUAACACCCGCACAACAGCAACAGUUACUUCAAGGAAAUCAACUUUCAACACCAAGUUCAUCUUUCAGCAGUUCUACGAGCAGGAGGGACAAAAGAAAAUAAUUGUUUUUUAUGUGACUUGUGUAGAUAAAUAUAUAAAGUGCCUUCAGAAUCU
Molecule: messenger RNA, 1461 nt
Organism: Uloborus diversus
Lineage: Eukaryota; Metazoa; Arthropoda; Arachnida; Araneae; Uloboridae
Gene: bs
Product: serum response factor-like
Exons: 7
Coding region: 378-1409 (343 amino acids)
Biological process (GO): positive regulation of transcription by RNA polymerase II
Molecular function (GO): DNA-binding transcription factor activity, RNA polymerase II-specific; RNA polymerase II cis-regulatory region sequence-specific DNA binding; protein dimerization activity
Source: RefSeq, a predicted model, not a curated record